This is a messenger RNA of Fulmarus glacialis (Northern fulmar), 1300 nucleotides long. It is a transcript of the gene LGSN, whose product is annotated as lengsin, lens protein with glutamine synthetase domain. The coding region runs from base 37 to 1212 and encodes 391 amino acids. Gene Ontology annotation, cellular component: membrane; cytoplasm. Gene Ontology annotation, molecular function: glutamine synthetase activity. The record is from RefSeq and is a predicted model, not a curated record. The transcript has a single exon. Lineage: Eukaryota; Metazoa; Chordata; Aves; Procellariiformes; Procellariidae.
UGCUCUGUUUAGGAGAAAGCAAUUCAUGGUGUUGCCAUGCCCAGAAGUUAUCUUGAGCUGACCCUGAAUCCCAAAGAUAAUGAAUUAGAUUACAUAAAUGCAACCAGUUUUAAUUGUGACAUAAUCCUGAACCCUGAUUUAUCAACGUUUCGAAUUCUGCCCUGGACUGAGCAGUUUGCGAGAGUGAUAUGUGAUUCCUUCACUGUGCUGGGCAACCCGCUAAUGACCUCACCGAGGCACAUUGCCAAGAAACAGCUGAGCCAGCUUCAGGACAAUGGCUUUUCUCUACACUCUGCCUUCACUUACGAAUUUUGUAUUUAUGGCAUUACUGAGGUUGUAAAUUCGAAGACAAUAUCCUUUCCCGCAGCCACGAUACUAAAUAACCAUGACCAGACUUUCAUUCAGGAGCUCAUUGAAGGAAUGUAUUAUGCUGGUGCCAACAUUGAAAGCUUUUCUUCUUCCAGUGGGCCUGGGCAAAUGGAGAUCACUUUUCAUCCAGCGUUUGGCAUAGAUGCUGCUGACAGUGCCUUCACUUUUAGAACAGGCAUUAAAGAGGUGGCUAAGAAGUAUAACUACGUGGCUAGCUUUUUCUCAGAAUCGGGAUUCUACAAUUCAGGGGCUCUGUCACAUAGCCUGUGGGAUUUGAAUGGCCAGAAGAAUUUGUUUUCUGCUGGUUAUGGAGUUGAGGAGCUCUCAGAUAUUGGAAAAAAUUGGUUAUCAGGUCUCUUGGCACACACAGCAGCUAUCAGCUGCUUGAUGGCUCCUACCACCAGCUGCCGUAAGCCUUAUUCUAAAUACAGUAAAGAAUCAAAAGAGACUGUAAAUGCAAAAUGGGGAUAUAAUGAUAACAGCUGUGCCUUUAAUGUCAAAUCUCAUGGUGGAAAAGGCACUCACAUAGAGAAUAAAUUAAGUUCUGCUACAGCAAACCCCUACCUGGUGCUUGCUGCUACUAUUGCUGCGGGUCUAGAUGGAGUAAAGAGAGGACUUAGGUAUGAUGAUAUGCUCCAAGAAGAAAAUCACGCUGCUGAUCUAAAACAUUCGUUAGUCCCUCUGAAACUAGAAGAUGCUCUUGUUGCCCUUGAGAAAGAUUCGUGCAUCAGGGAAGCAUUAGGUGAAACUUUUAUCCGAUACUUUGUUGCCAUGAAACAUUAUGAGUUAGAAACUGAAGAAAUGGAUAGCGAAAGGAAUAAAUGCCUGGGGUAUUUUAUUUAGAAGGAGCACUCUUCCGUAGUGAUGCUGUGUAAAUGCAUACAGUGAAUGGCUAAGAAUCUUGAAAUUAGUAAAUAUAUUUUAAAAUGUU